Penicillium pulvis is the source of this 858-nucleotide messenger RNA. RefSeq names its product putative short chain oxidoreductase/dehydrogenase. Gene Ontology annotation, molecular function: oxidoreductase activity. Bases 1 to 858 code for a protein of 285 amino acids. The transcript is spliced from 2 exons. The record is from RefSeq and is a predicted model, not a curated record. Lineage: Eukaryota; Fungi; Ascomycota; Eurotiomycetes; Eurotiales; Aspergillaceae.
AUGGCACCAAAGACCUGGCUUGUAACCGGUGCUUCAUCCGGCCUUGGGACCACAAUCGCCGAAAUCGCCCUCAAAGCCGGUCACAAAGUAAUCGCCACAGCUCGCAAUCCAAAAAAGGCAGCAGCACAAAACCCUCAGAUCGAACAGCUCGGCGGCACAUGGAUCCAUCUCGAUGUGACAGAGAGUGAGACAACAACGAAAGUGAUCGACGCGAUAAACCAGGCCGGCGGAACAAUUGAUGUAGUUGUCAAUAAUGCCGGAUACUCGCUGCUAGGCAGUAUUGAAGAUAUGAGCGAAACAGAGAUUUCUACACAAUUCAGCACGAAUGUUUAUGGCCCUGUCCGUGUACUAAAAGGGGCUCUGCCAUUUAUGAGGACGAAAAGAUCAGGGACGGUUGUAAAUAUCAGCAGCUCUGCUGGGUUGGAUGGACUGCCUACGUGCGCAAUGUAUGCCGGGACCAAGUUUGCUCUGGAAGGCAUGUCGGAAAGCCUUUCAAAAGAGCUAGUACCAUUCGGCAUCCGUGUCCUCAUCGUCGAGCCAGGUGCCUUCCGCACCCAGUUCUUGUCUGCCUUCGUUGAGCCAGCUGCCGGAAUGAACAAGGACUAUGCUGGCACGCCAUUGGAGGAUGUUCUUCAUAUGUUUCGAUCGGCCGAUGGAAAUCAGCCAGGGGACCCUUUGAAAGCGGCCCAGAGGAUUGUGGAAGUUGUAUCAGGUAUAGGUAUGGGUGCUGGCAAGGGGAGCUUGCUUCGAUUACCGCUUGGUCCAGACUGCUAUAAACGGUUCCAGGCGAAGAUCGAAACUAUGCAGGAGAAUUUAGUGCAGGUCAAGGAGAUUGCGCACUCGACUAGCUAUGAAUAG